GGCAGGGCCCGCCCCCAGCCGCGCGGGACGCUUGUUAUAACCGCGGCUCUCGAGCGCCCCGGAAGCUGCCCCUUCUCGGGGGUCAUGAUGGGCAGCAAGAUGGCGUCUGCCAGCAGGGUCGUUCAGGUAGUCAAGCCACAUACUCCAUUAAUAAGGUUCCCUGACAGAAGAGACAAUCCUAAACCAAAUGUAUCAGAAGUUCUACGAUCAGCAGGACUACCAUCUCAUACUUCCUCAAUUUCGCAGCAUUCUAAGGGAAGUAAAUCACCAGACUGGCUGAUGCAUCAGGGUCCACCAGACACUGCAGAGAUAAUAAAAACUUUACCUCAGAAAUACAGAAGGAAACUUGUGUCUCAAGAAGAAAUUGAAUUUAUCCAACGUGGAGGUCCGGAAUAAUCACUGACAAUGAGGCUGCAAUGAGAAGAGACAAUGAGACUCUUCUUUUAGAAGAGUCUUUCUAAAAAAGGACUUCCAGAAUGACAAAUGAAAAACUGUAUAUUAAACAACUUUAAUAAAUAUUCUGUAAAAAGAAAAAAAAAAGAUAAAGUAUAAAAAAUUUAGAUGGACACUUAUAUCUCCUAAUUUAUGUAUCUUUGUCAGCUUCUCUAGAAGCUUACCUGAUUGUUUAUAUACUUUAUACCUUAAUUAAAGUAUACAUUUUAAAAUGUUA
Odocoileus virginianus texanus is the source of this 670-nucleotide messenger RNA. It is a transcript of the gene KGD4, whose product is annotated as alpha-ketoglutarate dehydrogenase subunit 4. Gene Ontology annotation, molecular function: oxoglutarate dehydrogenase (succinyl-transferring) activity. NCBI's taxonomy places the organism in Eukaryota, Metazoa, Chordata, Mammalia, Artiodactyla, Cervidae. The record is from RefSeq and is a predicted model, not a curated record. Gene Ontology annotation, biological process: 2-oxoglutarate metabolic process.